GAUCAACAAUUGCGAGACUUGAAUGUUCAAUACUAUGGCUGCAACUACUGAACCAACGGCAGAUAUUGCCACUGAAAACACGCGUCGUGCUGCGCAGGAAAUUCAAGAUUAUCUCCAAACUCGUCUUGCCGACACCUCUGGUCCUUCUUCGUUCCGAUCACUUCCAAUUAUCGAUCUAACCCCUUCAUUCUCGCCAUCUUUAGCCGACCGCCAAGAGGUUGCGAAGAAAAUCAAUGAAGCAUGCGCGAAUGUUGGGUUUUUCUACAUCACGGGUCAUGGAAUACCACAGCAUGUUUGCGAACAAGUAUUCAAGCUUUGCGAACGCUUUUUCAGUGAAUUGCCUCAAUCCUCCAAAGAUGCACUCCACAUGAAGAACUCAGAUCAGUUUAGAGGAUACGAGCCGGCUAGUUACUCAUCUGUAAAUGAUUUCCAAACUAAGGAAACAAAGGAAGCUUUCAACUGGGGUUAUGAGUAUGGUUUGGAUCCUACAGGUGGGGACGGAAAAUACGUCGAGCUUGAUGGUACAACUGCUGGUGGUAUAAAUCAAUGGCCCAACGAAGCUGAAAUUCCUGGUUUUUAUCAAGGGAUUGCAGACUAUUACGGAAGGAUUUUGGAAUUGUGCAAACACCUAUUCCGCCUGUUUGCCUUGUCUCUAUCUCUUCCAGAAGAUUACUUUGAUCCACUAGUCACACAUCCUGGAGGGAUUGCACGACUGAUAAAAUACAAGCCAAAUGCCAACCCCAAGCCUCUUUCCGCCUCAAAUGAAGAAGAGGAAGUUGGUCUUGGUGCUCACUCAGACUACGAAUGUUUCACUCUCCUUCUGCAAGACUCAACCCCCGGUCUAGAGGUCCUUAGUCCAGACGGAAAAUGGGUCGCUGCCGAACCCGUUGAAGGAGGAAUCGUAGUCAAUGUUGGCGAUUUUUUGAUGCGAUGGACAAAUGGACUUUAUAGAAGUACCAUUCAUAGGGUUGUUAACAGGACGGCCAAAAUUCGGUACUCGGUACCCCUAUUUUUCUCAAUCAAUUACGAUGAGACAGUUGCGACGUUACCGUCUUGUGUAAGUGAUGAGAAUCCUUCCAAAUAUCCUCCGAUUACUGCUGGGAGAUAUGUGUUGGAUCGCUUGGCUAUGACAGUUCCGGGGAAAUACUGAAAUCACGGUUACCACGGACUUCUUCGCCUUUUUAGCGUUAACUAAAACAGAAAUUCCAUCAAUGGUUUUGUUCUCCCUGACUCCAAGUUGAAGUACUUCCAACUAUUUACUGACACACCAUGACACACUACCCUACUUCAUUCUUAAAUAUUUACAUAUUGUCUCACUAUAAAGACACAGAAUAAUCCCUCUUUUGUCCCGCUGGCUUACAGCUUAGCUUUCUGAAAAACUGCUUUGAAUGCGGGGUACUUAUGAAAAUGCAGUCGGCUUACCUGCCAUCAUGGAAAAAUUCCCCGAUGAUAAAAUCAUGUAUAUUCUUGCUCGCGUAUCGCAUAAACUUGUAGAAGCACUUGAUCUAUACCAUGACCAUACCUCUACACUAACUCCAAUACCAUCACGUGGUUAAACCAUUCCAGAACCAACACAUAUAAAAUUUAUAAACAAUAUAACUUAACGACA
This is a messenger RNA of Botrytis cinerea B05.10, 1609 nucleotides long. RefSeq lists its product as hypothetical. The transcript is spliced from 2 exons. Bases 23 to 1150 code for a protein of 375 amino acids. NCBI's taxonomy places the organism in Eukaryota, Fungi, Ascomycota, Leotiomycetes, Helotiales, Sclerotiniaceae. The record is from RefSeq and is a predicted model, not a curated record. Gene Ontology annotation, molecular function: dioxygenase activity.